Molecule: messenger RNA, 1596 nt
Organism: Panicum virgatum (switchgrass)
Lineage: Eukaryota; Viridiplantae; Streptophyta; Magnoliopsida; Poales; Poaceae
Exons: 4
Coding region: 507-836 (109 amino acids)
Source: RefSeq, a predicted model, not a curated record
AGCGCCCACCCACCCGGCACCCCCUAGCCCGUUCCCGGCGCCUCACCACCCAAAACCGCCCAGCUCCCGACGCUCCCCCCAAUCCCGGCGCCGCACCACCCUCCUCUCGCGACGACGCUCUCCUCGUCCCGGCGCGCCCGGCGCCGCACCUUCCUCCCGAUGGGGUUCAUCACGACCGGUGCCGCCCCCUCCCUCCUCUGCUGCGGUGGUGCGGAGGGCGGAUUCGGCGAGCUCGCACGGCAUCCACGGUGGCCUCCGGCAAUCUCAUCGCGUGGCGGCCUCUGCAGCUUUGCAAUCCUUGACUACCCGUGGGAUUUUAGCGGUGCAAUCGGUGGAGGCAAUCCUUCGCGCUGUUGAUUGCUAUCCCCCGAAUCCCAUCUCCGUUGUUGCCCCUGGCACACCGCCUAGGCGAUUCUGGCGAAACCGCCGGAGCUGCUCAAUGCGGGACCUGCCAGACCCCAGACUGCGGCUUCCCCUGCGAACUGUGGUGCUGCCGUGUAAUCUCUAUGCUACAGUGCAUAGAUCUACCCAUUCUCGACCAACAUCAAGUGAAGUUCAGAUCUUUUGUCUGCCCAAAUAACUCCCUUGUUGGUGUCCCCUGGCGAAAGAGAGAGGCAGCUAGGCUGCUAACGUCAAUCUGCUGCAUGCAUCUUGGAUGCGGUUCUUUGGGUGGCAAUGGAGCUGCAGAAGCAAUGGGCCAGAGGCCUGACUCACAGGGAGGUAGGUGGUUGGGAGUAUCUUCAGCUGCACCUCAUUCUGUUCAGAUGCCAUGGUACUCAGUGAGAUUGGCUAGGCAUCAGAUGAUCAGAGCUUCAGGUUGUGAGUACUGCCUCUAAUUCGAUCCACCUACGACAUUGGGAAUGCUGCUAGGGUAUAGCAAAUUCUUAACAAAAAAGAAUCCGGUAGGAUAUGGCAAUGGGAUUACUUUUGAUCUGGCUGCUUUACUUUUCGUUUUUUUGCUCAAACAUGAUCAUUUUGUGACCAGGCCACUAGCUUUUAUGCCCAUGCAUGGUAUUAUUUGUGAUCAGGCUACUUUAGUUUUAUUUUUCAUACAUAGUAAUAUAGUAUUAAUGUGACCAGGCCAAUCUAGUUUUUAUGUUCACAAAUGGUAUUAUCAGUGAUCAGGCUAUUCUAGUUACUGUGUUCGUAAAUAGUAUUAUUUGUGAUCUACUUUAAUUUUUGUGCUAAAAAUGAUUUAUUUGCAAUCAAUCCACUUAAGAUUUCACGCUCAUGCAUGAGUUUAUUUGUGAUCAAGCCACUCUAGUUUUUGUGUUGCCACAUGGUAUUAUUUGUGAUCAAGCCAGUUAUUUUUUUGUGUUCACUUUGGAUGAUAGAGGUUCUACAUGUAGACAUGUCACUAUUUACACUGAGGAACUUAACUUUGCUAGAUUGCAUAAAUUUUCCUAGGCAUACAUGCAAAUAUUUGUGACCAGGCUAUUUAGCCUGCAAAUAACUAAGUUUUUUAUGGUUAACAUGGGAAUAUCUAUGCAUGUUAUUAUUUUGUGGUGAAGAAACUAACUCCAUGAUAGGUUACAUAUAAAUAAAUUUUCUAUUGACGCUUAACAUUAUUUAUGAUAAUGCUAACAUGGUCCAGUG